Messenger RNA from Syzygium oleosum, 4935 nucleotides. RefSeq names its product TMV resistance protein N-like. NCBI's taxonomy places the organism in Eukaryota, Viridiplantae, Streptophyta, Magnoliopsida, Myrtales, Myrtaceae. The transcript has 6 exons. Gene Ontology annotation, molecular function: ADP binding. The record is from RefSeq and is a predicted model, not a curated record. Bases 522 to 4067 code for a protein of 1181 amino acids. Gene Ontology annotation, biological process: signal transduction; defense response.
GAUUAUUACCUUUGCUGGAAUUUCUGAGUGCCGUUCUUGCCGAGCCGAUUAGGGUUUUCGGAUUUGGGGGAAGCCUCCGAAAAACAUAGUCCUUCCUCGCUUUCCAUAAUUAUUUUCCUUUCAUUUUGAUGCACAGGAUGAAUGAGGGACUGUGCAGGGAGUAUCUCUCACAUGGUGACUCAAAUAAUUAUUUUCCUUCCAAUUCCUUAAUUUUUAUUCAUAUUUAUCUCAAUUUUAUUCCCUCUGAUUUGUUUAUAGUCCAUGCUAGCUUAAGUACUAAGAGUAUGAAAAAGUCGAUUCCUUACACACUGGGGAAUUAAAAAAUCAAUGUUCUUGAACAUAAUUUCUUUGAAGGUUCGUGUUGAUGUUGACGCGGCCACAUUCUCCAUUGAAAACAUUAGGUGAGUUUCAGUAAUGGCAAAGGCCUAAUGAAGGAUCACAUCCCUUCUUCAGCCGUAUAGCCCAGACACACCCUAACACGGGGAGAGAGAGAGAUCCGUCAAGCGGAGCAAACUAAUGCUAUGGUGAGCUCAGAUGCAGGAACGUCAUCGAGAAACGAGUACCAAGUGUUCUUAAGCUUCAGAGGACCCGACACUCGCGCUGGAUUCACCGACUUCCUCUUCCAUAGCUUGACUGACGCUGGAAUAUGCGUCUUCCGAGACGAUGAAGAGGUCCGUGUCGGUGAAAGGAUCGAUGGAUCGCUUCAGCGAGCGAUCGACAACUCCAGGAUCUACAUACCCAUCUUCUCUAGAACCUACGCUUCAAGCCAAUUGUGCCUCCACGAGCUCGCACAGAUCGUGGCAAACACUUCCAAAUGGGAAGAUAAAAAAGAGAUCCUACCUAUUUUCUUCGACGUGGAACCUGACGAUGUUAAGAUGAAAACUCCGUUGUAUCGCGAUGCCAUACUCAAUUUGGAACGUGAGAAGAAGUUGAGCAAUGAGCAAGUAGAUGCAUGGAGAGAGGCUCUCAUGGAGGUUGAUGCAAUAAAGGGGUGGGAAGUGAAGAAGUACAGAGGCCAUAGCGAUGUGAUUAAAUUGGUAGUUGGGGAGGUCAUGGAAAAGUUGAAGACAAAACAUAGAUCGGUGACUAAACAUUUAGUUGGAAUUGAUGAUCGAGUUGCAGCAGUAACCAAAUUGUUAGACAUCGACUCAAGCGGCGUGCGGCUCAUUGGAAUUCAUGGCAUGGGGGGUAUCGGUAAAACGACUCUCGCCAAAGUUGUCUUCAACCAACUCUCUUCUCAUUUUGGAAAAUGUUGUUGUUUCCUUGAAGAUGUUCGAGCGAAGUCAUCAAGAACUGAUGGCUUAGUUGAGUUGCAAAAAAAGUUAUUAUCCGAAAUGGGCUAUCCUAUAGGAACAAGGAGCAUUGACGAAAUUGAUUAUGGAACAAAAAGGAUUGGAGAAGCACUCAGCAAUAAAAAAGUCCUCAUUGUGCUUGAUGAUGUUGCUAACAGCGAACAAGUGGAGAAAUUAGUUGGAGGGAAUAUUUUGUAUUCUGGAUCUAGAAUAUUGAUUACGACUAGAAAUAAAGAUGUUUUGCAAAUCAAUGGACCAAACUAUCAAAUCUUACAAUAUGAAAUGGAGGUGAUGAGCAGUGAUCAUGCCUUAAAGCUUUUCAGUAGGCAAGCAUUUAACAGAAACUCUCCGUCAGAUGAUUACAAUGAUCUUUCGAGGAAAAUCGUAUAUGCUACAGGGAGACUUCCGUUGGCUCUUGAAGUAAUUGGUUCGUUCCUCUUUAACAAAAGAGAACGAAUAUGGAAAGAGACGUUAGAGAAGUUAAGCAAAACCCCCCACGAGGAUGUUUUUGGAAAGUUGAAGAUCAGCUAUGAUGCCUUAAGUUACGAGCAACAACAAAUUUUCCUUGAUAUUGCAUGCUUUGUCAUUGGUGCGAAUACGAUGUAUGCAAUUUACAUGUGGCAAGAUUGUAAUUUUUUCCCAAAUACCGGAGUUGAUGUCCUCGUUAGCAUGUCCUUGGUAAAGAUUGUGAAGAAUACGUUUUGGAUGCACGAUCAACUUAGAGAUCUUGGAAGGGAAAUCGUUCAUCGAGAAAAUCCAGAGAAUCCUGGAGAGCGAAGUAGGAUAUGGAUUGGCAAGGAGGUCCUCGAUGCAAUAAGAACGAAGGAGAUGAAGAGGAAAGUUAGAGCACUAAAUCUUGAUAAUUAUUAUAAGGUCAUUAUCAGAAGUGAAGAGAUUAAAAGGUUUGAACAUCUCAGGUACCUCAAAUUACUUUCUGGAACUUUCAAUGGUAACUUGGCAAAUAGUCUUACCAAUUUGAGGUGGUUUGUUUGGUCUAAUACUACUCGAGUGUCUUUUAAGGCAACCAAUAUGAGCUUAAAGAAUGUGGUCAUUCUUGAAUUUUCAAACAAUGACUUCAUAGAUGGUUCAAAGCUACAGAACUUAAUCGAGAUGGCAGGAAAAUUGAAAGUUCUUUCUCUUGAAACAUGUCCCAGCAUAAACAGAAUGCUAGACUUCUCUGGAUGUUCAAAUUUAGAGAGGCUUAAUUUCAAAAAUUGUUCCAAAUUGAGGAAAAUUGGUGGCUCUAUUGGAAAGUUGGGGUCUCUUAUUGAUUUGAAGAUUAGUGAUUGCUCUUCUCUUGAAAAUUUGCCUAAAGAAAUCGGGAACCUAGUGAAUCUUAAGCACUUCUCGGUCACGGAAUGUCCAGUGAAGAAACUCCCAGAUUCCAUAUGGAAGUUGAAAUCAUUACGUGAGUUGCACUUUGACAAUGGCGUUUAUAGGCCAGGUUCAGCAAAUUCAUGGGAGUUACCUAGUGCUAUAAUGCUUCAGAAUCUAACAGUGCUUCGACUUCGUAGUCCCAAUUUGAAAGGUCGACUUCCUUCGGCAAUUGGAAGUUUGCCCUUUCUAAGAAUCCUCUGCUUGUCGUGCACUGGCAUCAUUGAAGUUCCAGAGACAAUUAGUACGCUUCCGUGCCUGCAAAUGCUUGAGUUAAUAGAUUGUGAUCAGAUUCAAGAACUGCCGACACUUCCCACAAGUUUAAACAAUCUGCAAGUGUCAUCUAAAUCAUUGCGAGUAGUCCCAGACCUCUCGAAUCUUACUAAUUUGGUUAUGUUGGACCUAUCUGAUGGCUAUCGUCAGAGACAAGGAGGUAAAAUUUGUACCGGUGACUUAGGAGGGAUUGGGAUGUUAUCCAAACUGAAUAAGUUGGACUUGAAACUUCUUGGUGUCCCUGCUUCUUUUGAGUUGGCUUCCCUUUCUCAGUUGAAGGAACUUCAUUUGUCUGGUUUGGACCUGCGAACACUUGCGCAACUUCCAUCGUCUCCGUUAAAUUUAAGACUCGAUAACUUCAAUUCAACUGUGUCACUCUCAUCCAAAUUAGAGAAUUUGUCAAGCUUAAAGCUCUGGUCUUCUCAAGUGCAAGAAAUUCAACUCGACAGGCUUCAAAAUUUAAGAGAGUUGGUUUUGGAAGGCGGUGAAUCCCUCGAGAGAUUCGGGCUGUCAAACAUGAGGAAGCUCAAAACCGUCCUGGUAGAAAAUUGCCCAAUGCUAGUUGAGAUCCAAUUUGCCGGGGUGUUCGAAUCGUUGGUGGAAUUUUAUAUUAAGCAGUGCGAGUCCUUCGGAAGGUUAGUGUAUGCGGGUGAAGUAGAGUUUGCUAAUGAGUUGAUUAUUGGGGAAGGGAGACUAAUUCUCCUGUCGAGAGUAUUAAAUAAGUUGAGACGGUUCACGCUUUUGAGUUGCCCAAAGAUACUCCAAAUUCAAGUACACGGUACAUCGGAAUUGUGGGAACAUUUUAUGGUCUGGGAUUGUCAUUAUUUGCAAAGUGUUCGUGGUUUAUCACACUUAAAGAAGCUCAAGUCUUUAGACAUCACGUACUGCCCUGGGCUACAGGUUGUCGAGGGCCUUGACGAGUUAGAGUUUUUGAUCAGGUUACACAUCUAUAAUAGCUGCCCCUCAUUAGAAAGGUUGAUUGAUGUAUCAACCACCAAAUUGCCAAAUGAUUGCCGCGUGGGCAUCUACCACGGCGGGAAGAAAAGAUUCUCUGGCUCCGUCCAAUCUUACAAGAAUAAGAAGGAUUCACGCUGUCAUCGGACUUGUACGUGUUUUGGAAGCCUGUGAGGUUAUGAGGACAGCUCAUGUCACAUGUUAGCAUGCAAGGGGAGUUUGGCAUGUUUUGAAAGCAGGAUCAACGGACUUAAGGAGUCUAAUCCUGAAAACUUCUGCAUCGGGGCACCAACUCUCAUUCCCGGCCAAUGAUCAGUGCCGGAAUCCGCCACCUGCGAUCACGAGCAUUUACUCGUUUCACUUUGUUUCCAUCACUGGCAACCGGAGUUACAGAUUUACAGAACCGAGAACCAUUCACAGAGAACACAUGCUGGAUGCUGGAAAAAUCCUCUCUAUCGGGAUUCUUCUAAUCAAUUCAUUUCUCUCGCCGACACCGGUCAUGAAUAAGCACCGUCGCCAUCGCCAGUACACCAUUUCGAAGUUUCAAAGUCACACCGCCAAUACUCUAUUUCACUCUGUUUUCGGCUGAGAAGUCUGAAGCACUAUGGGUCCGUUCGAAGCUCCUUUGCCGGCAUCGUCACUGGCGACACUUCCAGGACUUCUUAUUUCUAGUCCAAUCACACUUCGUGACCGGUAAUCGCACCUACCUUCAAAUGCUCUGCUCUCAGCUAUUCUUGGAGGAAAAAAAAGGCCGAGAAGUCUAAUAGAGAUUUGCGUGAAAUCGUCUCUUAUUAACGAUUUGCUAAUCAUCUGAGCUCAUUUUGAUGCUGUUGUGAUAGCUUGGAUUGGAAUAGAUGCUUCGAUGUUGCAGUUAGAUCUCUUGUCUGAACUGAUCACCACAUGUUUGAUGAAAUGCCUCCAUCGCAUCAGUAUGAAUAUAGCUUCGAAUCUGAGUGAGUUCAUCUUGUCUGCUUGAAUGAGUCAAUGCACUGGUUGUAUAGGUUGCAUAAACCUUAUUGAUGUUAACCUUUGAGUCAUUUCC